Molecule: messenger RNA, 1128 nt
Organism: Amoebophrya sp. A120
Lineage: Eukaryota; Dinophyceae; Syndiniales; Amoebophryaceae
Source: the annotation of a GenBank genome assembly
GUCGUUCCCGGACAUAGUGGUGGACGGAAUCGUGAUGAAUAUACGUGAAAAUCUAUCUUGAAGGUAUACUACAGCUCCACUGCUUGGUUUUUUGAAGAUGCAGUUGUGAUCAACCCUUAGCCGCUAGUAUCUAUCUGUACUGAAAAGGACUACUUGCUUGGCUCUGCAACGGCGUUUUGUGAAUUUCUGACAGGUUCUCGAGAGAGAUUUACAGCCAAGACUUCUAUUUAUCCUUUUUGGUGUGGCUGUGGGUCCAUGAAUGUUGAGACGAGACUCCAUCGGCAGCCUGAAAGAUUGUCCGUAGAUAUUUUGGUGCGACGUUUUGUCAUCUAGCAGAAGAUUUCAUGGUAGAAACAAGGUAGAAAGAACAGUAUGCACGUUAACAGUAACAUCGGAGAAAAAACCGCCGGGGUGUCAUAUCUACCGUGGCUUGAAGAAGCACAGGUCAGCGGGCCAAGUAGGUCUUGGCGGUCGGGAUCCGAAGAUGAGCAGCGAUGCACGGAAAAUGGAGGAGGAUUUGAUGAAAGUGCUGAUGCCCCCUCCGAAAUUGAACAAAGCAGGUCUAGACAGGCUAUUGCGAGAUGGGAAGAAGAAGAACAAAAAAGCGACCCGAGAGCUUUCUGGCACGCCCUUGAUUCGCUCGGCAAAGAGAAAAAACGAGCCGCGCGCUCUGGUGAGGAUCGAUUUCGAGAAGCGCCCGGGAGGCAGAGAAGCGGGUUCAGCAGCCUCUCGGAGCAUAAGGGCGGCGAGAGACGGAGACGUGGAGCAGCUUCUUGCAGAGCUCGACUCUAUACGGGAUAUGCUUUCAAGGGAUGACGCUAAUUCGACGUCAGCCGACGUCCGCGCGCAGCAAGGCGUGCGAGCGAUGAAUCCGGGCGGCGCAAUUGGUUUCUUCAAAUGCAGAGUCGAGGAUGUUGUGCGUGUUUAUCGCAGUAUAGCUGAUCCUUCCUUGGCGGCCCGGGUACGCUAUCGCGAUUGGCGCAAGUUCCAGAACCUGAGGCCAGAGUAUAUUUUGAUGCACUUGCUCAGGGAAACAGAGAGCGAAAACAUUAUGCCUCCAAACCGCAUUCGUGAUCGUGAAUCUUGAUGCGCAACAUUUUCUGGCUGGCAGUAGCGACGACAAAAAAC